This is a messenger RNA of Halichondria panicea, 3835 nucleotides long. RefSeq names its product sushi, von Willebrand factor type A, EGF and pentraxin domain-containing protein 1-like. The transcript is spliced from 8 exons. The record is from RefSeq and is a predicted model, not a curated record. NCBI's taxonomy places the organism in Eukaryota, Metazoa, Porifera, Demospongiae, Suberitida, Halichondriidae. The coding region runs from base 198 to 3596 and encodes 1132 amino acids.
UUUUUGGACAGAUCUUGUGUAAAGCUGUUUCUGUAACGUAAGUGAUUGCAUAUCUUUACUGGAGCUUGUUGCCUUUUGACUCUCUAUGGUGGCACUCGUGGCUGUGUCACAAGUAUUACUUAGUAACCCAAACCACCAGAGGUGACUAGAGCAGUUUUCUUGCUGGACAAGGGAUAGUGGACAGUUAGCAUCACACAAUGGAGAAGAACCCAGUGUAUGAGUUUGGUAGUUACAAUGCCAAGUACUCGAUAUCUGACAGCAGAACCAAUGUCUUAAAACCGGCCAAUAUUGCAAGGUCUAAGCAAGCCACAAGAUGUAAGACUUCUUGUAGUACAUGUGUAACUGCAACCUUUGCAGUAGUGGCUGUUGUGAUUGCUCUACUCGUUCUUGCAGGAGUGGUAGUCACAAUGACUUUGCGAUCACAGGAUGCCAACAUUGAGUCUAACACGAAGAUUAAACAAGAGAUGAAAGAAUUUAUGAGUCAACAAGUGAAUGUAACCAAUGAACUGACAAAGCUUAUUCAAAUACAAGAACGUGAGAUAGAAUCUCUGAAGCAUAAUCUUCAGCAUUCCAAUGAAAGCAUUAUCGAGCUACGAAUACAGCUUGCUUCUGAGAUAGAUACUUUAAGCAACAAUGUUACUGCUGGAAUUGCGACUGUCCAGUUACAACAAAGCCAGAGUGUGAUCCGUUGCAUGGAAAAAACAAAUGAAAAAUACGAAAAUUUGACAGAGGUCAUCCAGCACUCGCUAGUGAAGUUAACUAGAAAGCAAGAGGAAGACAUUUCAAGCCUCGAGAAAUCUUCAAAUCAGAGUGUCGAAAAUCUACACAUACAACUUCAUUCUUUUAAUCAUUCUUUCACCACUGAUAUUGAGGGUGUGUGGAGAAGGCUAAACCAGAAUGCACUCGACUGCCUAGGAAAGAUCAACGAAACACAGAAUGAAGAAAAUAACGAGGUGGAGGCAAUUAAUAAUCGAAUUGACCAUCUUGCUUUAAAUUUUACAUCAGAUGUUAUGUUAAUCCGGACUCAACUCAGUAAUAUACAUAAUUCUACUGGCUCACAAGGUGGACCACUAACUUGCGAAGUACUUUCCCCACCCACCAAUGGAGGGGUCAGUAUAGAGGCAGGACCAAACUCACUGAGUGGUGGACUGGGCUCAGUGGCUACCUACACAUGUGACCCAGGCUAUGCUGUAGCGGGACAGAGGACCAGGGCUUGUGAGGACACUAACGGAGGGACAGUCACUAUGGGAACGUGGAGUGGAGCACAACCAUCUUGUGCAGAAACAUUUUGCUUGGAGCCUCCCACACCAGUGAAUGGAGAUGCGGUAUUGAGUAGUCAAGACUUGAGUGUGGGCACCAUGGCUACCUACUCCUGUGACUCUGGGUACGUUCUUGUUGGCCUGGUAACCAGGACUUGUGAAGAUGUUAGAGGAGAGACAAUUGGAAUUUGGAGUGGAACUACACCAGCAUGUGAAGUGAUUAUUAGAUGCCAGCAGUUGACUCAUCCGACUAACGGAGAAGUCAGUGUUUCCACUGGCACACACGGAGUUAACCUCGGUGUGGGAGCUGUAGCUACUUAUUCCUGCAGCAAUGGCUAUGGACUAGUGGGACAAGCUACCAGGACUUGUGUUAGUGAUGGAGGGAGCUCAGGAAUAUGGAGUGGGAGUCAACCAACGUGUGAAGAGGUGAUAACAUGUCCGUCACUUGCACCUCCUGUCAAUGGAGUCCUCACAUUCACUCCUGGUACUGACAACAGCAACAUUGGACUGGGCUCAGUGGCCACCUAUUCCUGUAACCUUGGCUAUAUGCUGGUGGGACCAUCUACAAGAGUGUGUCUAACUGCAAAUGGAGGAGCUUGGAGUGGAAAUGAACCAGCAUGUGAAGAUGCAAUCUACUGUCCAUCACUAACGGCCCCAGACAAUGGUAGUGUGACUAUCAUCUCUGGUGUCAACCUUCUCAGUGUGGGGUCAGUGGCUACCUACUCAUGUGACCCAGGCUACGCCCUCCUGGGACCUCCCACCAGGACUUGUGAGGACCUAGACUCUGACUUAGUGGGAACAUGGACUGGAACAAUGCGAGAAUGUCAAGUGAUUCUCUGUCCUGAGAUCACGGCCCCUGUUAAUGGGACCCUUGUCAUUUCCACCCCCUCACCAACCCAACCUCUUGGUGUGGGCACCACUGCCACCUACUCGUGUGAUCCUGGCUAUGUUCUGGUUGGUGACCUUACUAGAACUUGUGAAGACUUGGGCACUGCAACAGCUGGAACUUGGAGUGGCUCAGAAGUGGAUCCUAUUUGUUUUAUACCGAACAGAGCUCUAGUGGACUGUGAGAAUACAACCUGUCGAUACGAACAGCUGGUGUGUCCCGAUCGAGACAACUGCACAAUAAACUGUAAUGACAUGAGAUCGUACGCUUGUUUCAGGACUGGUGUUGUGUGUCCGAGUGUAUUGGGAGAUUGUAAUCUCAAUUGUGAUGAUUCAUACGCCUGCAUACAAGCUAACACCACAUGCCCUCAAGGGAACUGUAACGUAAACUGUCCGAGUGAUUACUCUUGUCAGAAUUCAGUUGUGCAGUGCUCAGGUGACAACUGUCUCCAUUCUUGUGAUGGCCAACAAUCGUGCUCUUCCUCAGUCAUGCAGUGCUCGGGUAACAGCUGUCUCCAAUCCUGUGAUGGGCGUGGUUCGUGCUCCUAUGCAAUGACUGAAUGCUUCAAUGGAAACUGCAAUUUACACUGCACUGAUAGGGAAUCUUGUCAAUAUGCAACAAUGACGUGCUCAGCGAAUGCUUUCUGUAAUGUGAAUUGCGGCAAUGGAUACCGAGCAUGCCGAUCGUCAGAGUUUGUGUGUGAACAAGGCAGUACCUGUGUCUUUAACUUCGAUGGAGGGUUCAAUGGUAACAGGAUCGGCCUGUAUACAGAUAUCACAUGUGAAGAGAACAGUACCUGCAGCAUCAGGUGCACUGGACUGAGUAAUAGUGCUAGUGAUCAAUGUCAAGAUACUGAUAUCGUCUGUCCCACGAGUAAUGGGGAGUGUACUGUCGAGUGCAGUGGUUACCAAUCCUGUCAAUAUUCACGCAUUACAUGUGGACCAAACAGUGACUGCUUGACUUGUAGCGGGGAGCUGUCAUGCCGUCAAUCAAUUAUCACACUACGAGCGGGUACAGAUGCACCCAUUAUGAAAUGCACUGGUCUUUCAUCUUGUCAACACUCUCGAAUCACUUGCCCAACUAACAACAACUGCACUAUCAACUGUAAUGCACAGAACUCGUGUCAAUCCUCUACCAUCACUUGCUCAGCUAACAACAACUGCACUAUGAACUGUAACGCACAGAACUCGUGUCAAUCCUCUACCAUUAUUUGCCCAGCUAACAGCAACUGCACUAUCAACUGUGAUGGCCAAUUUUCCUGUAACAAUGCUCGAGUGACCUGUCCCUCUGGAGACUACAGUUGCAACAUACGCUGCACUGACCCACUGUCCUGUCAAGACUUGAGUAUCACCAACACACACAAUGUCAACCUGCUCUGUUGUGGUGGUCCCACUGCUUGUGCAGGAACGAGUGUGGUACCCACCUCCAUCGAUUGCCCCUACAUUAAUUAACUGUUGAUUGGCGAACAUUAUUUAGACAGAACUAGCUGCUAGACUAGUGUUCAUAGCAGAAUAGCUCAUCGAUAUUAUCGAUCAGUAUUGAGUAGAACAAAAUUCGAUAUGCAAUACAACAUUAUUUUUUAGAUUUUGUAUAAUAGUUGUAAUUAAUUAAUGAAUGUUGAUCGAUGUAAUUCAAGGUUGUAGUUCAACAGUAGUAGCUAUCGCUGAUCUAAAAAUAAUUGAUUUUCUGA